UCGCGGAUGUAUUUAAUUACAAAACGCUCUCUUUGUUUUGAUGGCACUUGCAGUCUGUCAGUCACUCAAGUCAACCCUCAUCCACACAGUCGUCGUGGUUGAAAUAUUUUAAUCAGUCAAAAUUGGUCGCGGAUCUAGCAAAUUUGACGUCACCAUGGCCAGCAGUUUCCUGCACAAGGUGGACAUCCCGUUCAAAAAGGCCACGUUCGCCCUGGGCUGCUUCUGGGCUCCCGACUCGAUCUACGGCGUCGUGAAAGGCGUCCUCCGCACUAGGGUGGGCUACACCGGCGGCACAAAGGCCGCACCCACUUACAGGGACUUGGGCGAUCACACGGAGGCGAUCGAUAUCGACUUUGACCCCAACACCGUCACCUACGAAAAACUGCUCAAGAUUUUCUGGGCCAGCCACAAUCCCACCUCAGCCUCGUCCAAACAGUAUUCCUCGUUCAUCUACUACCACGAUGAUGAGCAAAAGGACCUGGCGACCAAAACUCUGAAGGCAGAGGAGGCCAAGUCGAAGAAAACCGUUCUCACCAAAAUUAUGCCAGCAACAGAGUUCUUCGUUGCUGAAGACUACCACCAGAAGUACAGGCUGCAGCAGCACCGCGAGAUGAGCAAGCUGCUGGGCCUGUCGUCGACCGAGGAGCUGGUCAACUCGCAUAUUGCAGCCCGAUUAAACGGCUACAUCGUGGGCCGCGCCGGAGUGAAGCAGUUUGACGAGGAGUCUGCAGCCCUCGGUAUUGAUGAGAACCUGGCCAAGGAGAUCAGGAGGCUGAUCCAGAAAAACGAGGGUAACGGACCGUCUUGUUAAAUUCCAAAACGGUCAAUCCGUAUUAUAAUCAAACGACCAAAAAGCUUGUUACGAAAAGCCCACCAGGGAAAGUUACUUUGUGAUAAGUGAAUUUUUUGUUUUAAUCGCAUAUUAUAUGUUACACAGACGCUUCAUUCAAACGCUCAAAUAAAUAAUUGGCUGGGGCAAAAGACGUCUAUCUUUCUGAUAUCCUUAUAUUAAAUAAAAACCUGGAAAUUUGAUUUUAAAAAUAGA
Cloeon dipterum is the source of this 1045-nucleotide messenger RNA. It is a transcript of the gene MsrA, whose product is annotated as methionine sulphoxide reductase A. The transcript has 5 exons. The coding region runs from base 155 to 811 and encodes 218 amino acids. The record is from RefSeq and is a predicted model, not a curated record. NCBI's taxonomy places the organism in Eukaryota, Metazoa, Arthropoda, Insecta, Ephemeroptera, Baetidae. Gene Ontology annotation, molecular function: peptide-methionine (S)-S-oxide reductase activity.